Messenger RNA from Dinoponera quadriceps, 1158 nucleotides. RefSeq names its product homeobox protein Nkx-2.5-like. The record is from RefSeq and is a predicted model, not a curated record. Lineage: Eukaryota; Metazoa; Arthropoda; Insecta; Hymenoptera; Formicidae. The coding region runs from base 1 to 1158 and encodes 385 amino acids. Gene Ontology annotation, cellular component: nucleus. Gene Ontology annotation, biological process: regulation of transcription by RNA polymerase II; cell differentiation. The transcript has 3 exons. Gene Ontology annotation, molecular function: RNA polymerase II cis-regulatory region sequence-specific DNA binding; DNA-binding transcription factor activity, RNA polymerase II-specific.
AUGUUGUCCUCCUCGAUAUCGACUCCGUUCAGCGUUCGCGACAUCCUCAACGAAGAUCAGCAGCUCGGCGUCAUGGAUUGUUACCCGCACCACCAGAAUCAGGCUCAGCAACAGCAUCAGGAUUACUUCCCGUACAACGUGAUGCCUGAAAACAAUUGGGAAAUUGACAAAUUUAAGGAUCAGUCGAUGCCCAGCUACCAGCAUUACUCGGAUCUCAAUCACGUUCAUCAGCUGAGUCAGGUGGUGCCGCCUUACCAGGAGACUUCUCUCACGGAGGACGGUAACAUCGUUACAUCCAGCAAGACGGAGCUGCGCAAAAGCCAAUCUAGCAAAAAGACAAAACGGAAGCCCAGAGUGUUGUUUUCGCAAACGCAGGUUUACGAGCUGGAGCAGCGAUUCAAGCAGCAGAGAUACCUGAGCGCACCCGAGAGGGAAAUGCUGGCUCAGAGCCUGAAGCUGACCAGCACGCAGGUGAAGAUCUGGUUCCAGAAUCGCCGGUACAAGAACAAACGCGCCCGGAUCGAGGAUGCCGAGAAGCUGCAGGCGCAGAACAUGAAGAACCACCCCCUGAAGAAGAUUGCCGUGCCGAUCCUCAUCAAGGACGGCAAACCCAACGUGCAGGAGGCUUACAACGGCCCCUAUUGGCCGAACAUCCGGGGAACAUCGGACUUGGCCAUUUCGAUGCAGACGGACUUCAGGACGAACGAGAUCCGCCUCAGUCCCGACUUCAGGUCGAACUCAACGACGAACGAGAUGCGCAUCGACUCCAGCAUCAGUCCGGAAUACAAGUCAGAGCUGAACUCGGAAAUGGCCGGCAGGUCGAGUCUGAACGAUAUAUCGGAUAACAGGCAGCACGUCCUCGGCGCGGAGUACAGAGGCAACUUCGCGACGGAAGCAUCGUCGAGCGUGCACGACUGCAAUCGACUGGUCAAGACAGAAUACAAGACAUGCGGCAACGAGGCUGUGCCCUUUCCAGAGUUGAAGGGUGUUCCGUCUGACAACAACAAGCAGCUCGUCACCGAUAGGCGAAUGCCCAUGGAUGUCUCGAACGGCGAAUACAGCUUCUCGAGUUACCUCGGCCCGCCUAAUUACCAGAUGCAGUAUGUAAAUUAUAUGGAACAGGUGCCCAUGGACCAGAAUCUGCAGCGACUGUGGUAG